Messenger RNA from Cyprinodon variegatus (sheepshead minnow), 1421 nucleotides. RefSeq names its product arylamine N-acetyltransferase 1-like. Bases 160 to 1008 code for a protein of 282 amino acids. The record is from RefSeq and is a predicted model, not a curated record. Gene Ontology annotation, molecular function: acetyltransferase activity. The transcript has a single exon. Lineage: Eukaryota; Metazoa; Chordata; Actinopteri; Cyprinodontiformes; Cyprinodontidae.
AGCAUUUUCUGUGUACUUUGACCUCGUUCACCAACUCUUUCCAGCCGAAAGCAAUCUAUCCGGUUUGAUCUUUGAUCCCAGUUUUCUAUUUUCAAAGCAAAUAAAAGUGAAAGUAAAGCAGAGUGGGACCGGAACGAAAAAAAACCGUCUUCCUUUAAAAUGGAAGUGGAUCGGUAUUUGUCGCGGAUCGGGUUUACAGGGCCCUCAGAUGUCCCCAGCCUGGAGCUGCUUCGCUCCGUCCACAGAUGCCACCUGCUCUCGGUGCCAUUUGAAGACCUGACGGUUCACAGCGGCGGACGGGUCCAACUGGACCUCCCGAUCCUCUAUGACAAGAUCGUGAAGCAGCGUAGAGGUGGAUUCUGCUUCGAGAAUAACUCUCUGUUCUACUGGCUCCUGAGCCAGCUGGGUUUCCAGGUCACGGUGCUCGCAGGCCAGGUAAAGAACUCCAUCACCGGCCGCUACGGCCCCCCGUUUGACCACCUGAUCUUAAUGGUCACCCUGGAAGGGAAACGCUGGCUGUGUGACGUCGGUUUCGGUGUUCCUGGUUUCAGUGUCCCGCUGUCUAUAGAGACAUGUGGACCUCAGGAGCAGGGACACAGAGUUUACCGCCUCAGAAGGGACAGAGAAACGCUCUUUCUAGAGUGGCAGAAGGAGGAAAACAGAGGGGAACAUGGCGACUGGUCGGAGAUCUAUAAGUUCACCCUGGAGUCUCGGCUUCUGGGGGAUUUCACCGAGAUGUGCCUUUAUCACCAGAGCUCUCCGAGCUCCAUGUUCUUCUGCAAGUCGCUCUGCACGGUGUUGAAACCGGAAGGGAGGGUGACCUACAUCGGCCGCAGGCUGAAAAUCAGCAGGUUUCCAUCAGAAGCGACUGGAGGCGUGACGGAAACCACCAGAGAGCUUGAAGAUGAAGAGAUCCCAACAGUUCUGGAAGAACACUUUGGGAUAAUACUUCCAUCUCCUCUAAUACCAAAGGAUGACACAAUCACUCCACCCCCAGUUAUGUACUGAUUUAUCUGCAAUAUAUCACUAUAAAUCAUAUGAAGGAACAAAAAAUACAUAUAUAGAUGCUCCUUAACCGUUUCUUUUCUUUGAGGUUGUCUGAAAUUUUCAUUUUGUCUUAAAAGCAGCAGAUUUGAAUUGGCUAUAAUUUAAAGCAAUCUCGGCAAAUGGCCGCUCACACUGAGCCUGGUUCUGCUGGAGGUUUUCCUCUCCACUGUCACUACAAGCAUGCUUAGUGUGAGGGAUUGCAUCCAAGUCAAUGAGUUGUUUUCCUUGGAUUGAAAACUUUGAAUCAAUUUGACUAUGAUCUGGUGAACUGUAAAGUGCCUUGAUUUGACAUUUCUAUAUAAAUAAACCAAACUGAAAUUGAAUUGUUUUUAGAAAAAAAAAAGAAAGUUCUUUAAAAGGAUUUCAAAAUUAUG